AUGACGACUGUUCAGAAGAUCAAAGAGAUUGAGGAUGAGAUGGCCAAGUGAGUGGUGUGUUGAUGUGCAGAACGCCACGCAAAAACCACCUCAUCGCUCCUUCAUCCUGUCGAUCGAUUCAGAACGCAAAAGAACAAGGCCACCUCUUACCAUCUGGGUCAACUGCGCGCCAAGCUGGCCAAGCUGAAGAGGGAACUCAUCACUCCUUCUGGAGGAGGUGGCGGCGCAGGAUUGGGUUUCGAUGUUGCCAGAACCGGGCUGGCCAGUGUUGGGUUUGUGGGCUUCCCAAGUGUGGGGAAGAGUACGCUGUGAGUCGUUUAGCAAAGUUUCCUACAGCGACGAUGCUGAAGCUUGACAUCCGUGCUGCUGCUCGCGCUGCUUGACCGGCAGCAUGUCAGGCUUGACGGGCACUACAUCCGAAGCGGCCGCAUACGAGUUCACUACGCUGACUACGGUUCCUGGUACCAUGAAUGUACAUGGAGCGAAGAUUCAAAUCUUGGACUUGCCGGGUAUCAUCGAGGGUGCCAAGGAUGGCAAAGGCAGAGGUAGACAAGUCAUCGCAGUCGCUAGAACAUGCAACCUCAUCUUCAUCGUUCUCGACGUCUGCAAGCCUCUGGUGAGCAUCACUGCUCUGUCCAAGCUGUCGAAUUUCCCCCUUCGCAAAUGCUCACAUCUCCAUUUUUGCCCUCGACAACUCUCGCAGAAAGACAAGUCGAUCUUGGAGAACGAGCUGGAAGGUUUCGGGAUUCGAUUGAACAAGAAGCCGCCCAACAUUGUGGUCAAGAAGAAGGACAAGGGUGGUAUUAGCGUGACGAACACAGUGCCGCUUACUCAGAUAGACAGCGACACCAUUCGAGCUGUGCUCAGCGAGUACCGCAUCAGCAACGCAGACGUAGCUUUCAGGGAGGAUGCAAAUGUAGAGCAAUUCAUUGAGUGAGUCCCCGCGCGAUGACGCUACCGUAGUCCAGAGCAUUUGCUCAUUCUUUGAUUGCCACGCCCCCACGUCACAGUGUCUUGGAAGGCAAUCGAAUCUACAUUGUGAGUCCUGGGCUGAUCCUGUGCUUCUCUAGCGGCACGCAAGCUGACCCGCUCGACUUGUCGCAACGCGCAGCCUUGCAUCUACGUCCUGAACAAGAUUGAUCAAAUCACAAUCGAAGAGCUAGACCUCUUGUAUCGCAUUCCCAACUCCGUUCCCAUCUCUUCGCGCAUGUGGCUAAAUGUGGACGACGAGCUGGUAGAGCGAAUGUGGAUGGAGCUGAAGUUGGUCAGAGUGUACACCAAGCCGAGAAAACAAGCGCCAGAUUACUCUCAGCCAGUCGUGCUGCGUCAGGGCAAAUGCACAAUCGAAGACUUUGCCAAUGCCAUCCACAAAGAGUAAGUCAUCGACGGAUUGCAAACACAAGUGUUGGGAAAUCGUUGCGGGCUUGGCUCACGCUCACUUGCCUGCGCAACACACAGCAUCGUCUCACAAUUCCGCAUCGCGAUGGUCUAUGGCUCUAGCGCCAAGCAUCCUCGAGGUCAGAGGGUGGGUCUCGAGCACGUGCUGCAGGAUGAAGGUGAGUGCAGCGCUCUGCGCCCGAUGUGUGCACGAACGAGGCUGACACAAGCUUCGUCAUACACUCGCACUCUGAUCGUGCCGCGUGCUUUCAGACGUCGUCACCUUGUUCAAGCGCUGA
Molecule: messenger RNA, 1676 nt
Organism: Ceraceosorus bombacis
Lineage: Eukaryota; Fungi; Basidiomycota; Exobasidiomycetes; Ceraceosorales; Ceraceosoraceae
Source: the annotation of a GenBank genome assembly